This is a messenger RNA of Liolophura sinensis, 1216 nucleotides long. RefSeq lists its product as uncharacterized. The record is from RefSeq and is a predicted model, not a curated record. The transcript has 7 exons. The coding region runs from base 104 to 1216 and encodes 370 amino acids. NCBI's taxonomy places the organism in Eukaryota, Metazoa, Mollusca, Polyplacophora, Chitonida, Chitonidae.
AUAAACUGUCAUGGCGGAUGUCAACAAAACUUCGAACUAGACGGCGCGGAUGAUUUCUAAUCUUUCUUCAGCUUUCCUUUAAGCUGAAGUUCACAAGAAGACGAUGGCUGAUAGCAGAGGGGAGUCCAGGGUCAGUUAUGCUGAGUCUGCAGUUGUCAAACAUGGCAUUGGUGACACUCCAGACCUUCAUCCUGCACAGAUGACAGGUCACAGGGCAGAGGUCAAUACUCAUAGGACAGUAACUUUCAUUGGUUCAGAUCAAGCAGAGAAAGUUGGCACCAGAGAUAUCAAGAAGACAGACAUCAAUUUGAAACAGAGAUUGUAUUUUACCCCCAAUGAUUCUCAGGUUGUUAGAAUUGUCCAAAACAAGCCAAUUCAGAAAACAUUGGGUGAAGCCCCAUUUGUUCCAAGUCCCCCCACUAACAUGAAGACCACCAUGUUUAAAAGAGAUUAUGUCAGGAGGCAGAUGGAGCUGAAGGCCAAGCAUGAUCCAGAGUCUAUGGUACCAAAGCACUUAACAGUGAAAACUUUACAUAGGAGCCAGCCCCCUUUACCCAUGCCUCCACUGAUGAGGAAACCUGAGCUUCUCCCUGCUGCACCAGCAGAACAGGUGGAAGUUACAGACCAGGUGAAAAUCACAGAGCCAAUUCAGACAGCGACACUUGUUAUGACCAGACCUAAUACUGGUGAAACUGAUGACCUGAGGAAGUCUUAUGUUGUGUCCAGGUGUGAAUCUGUAGGAACACAAGAAGAUGAGCCUACUAUCAAAGACCUAUUUGACUCGGAGAGAAAGUACCCAGGAGAAAUGCCCAUUAUUGACAAACAGAAACCGCAUAGAAAGACAUCUGGUGGGCAGCAAAGAUUGCCUGCUUUAGGAAGGGAGAUAAGCGAAACACAAUACAAGAGGACAAGCCGACCUAGCUCUGUAAAAUCAGAGAGUGAAACUGUCUUGCGAGAAAAGUCUGCUACAUCUGGAACGAGACGACAGGAUCCCAGUCUUGUACUAACCUAUCUCAACAAGAAAAAAUAUGAUGACUCAGUUCCUGUUAAUGAUGACGUGUUGUUCCACCUACGAAGUAUGCGGGAUAAGCUGAACUGGCCAGUGGAGCUCCCACGUCACGGCCUUGGCUGCAAGAGGAAGAUGGCCUGGUUGACUGGGGAGGAACCAUACAGUAAUAAUCAGGAGGAAAUAUUGGAUGAGGAUUAUGAGAGAUAA